AUGAGGAUAUACCUCUAUCUACUACUAUUUUAUAGUUUAACAAUAUUUAUUAAUGGAUUCGAACAACGAUCGGAUUGUGUUGAAACAUGCUCGCAUUUGGAUACAAGUCAAGAAUUCGGAGACUGUUUGAAAAGAUGUUCCAGAAAACCAAGAAGAGAUAAUUUGGGGGAUUCAAAUUUAUUUGCAUUCCCUCCAACUGAUGUUGAUAUUCAAACCAAAGUUAUCAUGGAUGGUGGAAAAAUACUGGAGACAACGAUAAGUUGGAAAGCUGAAGAUAAUGACCGCCGUCGGGAAGGCUUCUACAUCCGAUACACUGCAGUCAACUCAUCGUGCCAAAAACAUUUUCCCGGAUAUUUCACAUCUUCAAUCUUACCGGAUGAAAGAUCUCUUACCAUUCCAGCUGCAUUCAAUGGUCAUGCUCUUGUCAUCGAUCAUUCGUGCUCUUAUAAUCUUCAAAUUCGAGCUAAACCGUAUCCGCCGGGAGAUGAUAAAUAUAUUAUUGAGAAGAGGCAUACUGUACCAGACUGUAUUGAUAAAUUUUGUAGUUGUCGUCCUGGCGACGUUCCAGCGAUUCGCGAUGUUUCAGUGGAUUCUGAAUAUCGUUUGAAUUGGAAAUUUGAAGACGUUUCGGAAAAGGAUUAUCAGUUUUAUGUCGACAUUUAUGAGAAAAUUGCGAUGCCGCUAAUCAAAAAGAAAGGAUCAGAAGCGGACGUUGAGGAGUACACAUUCAGAAUAGCUAACGCCGAAUCUUAUGAGAUUUCUGCUAAAUCAUCAAAAAUCUUUCCAAAUACCUAUCAAUAUCAGCUUCCCUUUCAAUUUGCUCCAUUCCAACAAUACAAACUUUCAAUAUUCGCAGUCGAUGACAGUUUCUGUCAUAAUGAAGACGUCUUCCAUAUAUUCAAUUCCACCAACGUCACAUCACCCUCCUCCACUUCAUCUAUUGAAUUCAAGACAUUGAGUGUUCCAGAACCUUCCGGAUCAGCAAUCACAAAAACAAAUCAGAUUAUGGAUUCCUCCGCUCUAUUUAUAUUUCUAAUCGUUUUGGCCUGUAUGUCACCGAUAUGCUCUGUAUUAGCAUGGCUCGUGUUGAGAAGAAGAAGUAAAGAGAAGAAAAAACGAAACAAUUUCCUACGUCGUCGUUCACUUUCCAUGUCUCGACACAGUAUUAUUGAAACAAAUAUCCUGUAUAGACCACCAAAUGAAGUAAUUGGAGCAGUAUCUGAAGAUUGGCUUAUUCGGGGACAGGAUAUUGUGGUUGGAACUGUUAUCGGAGAAGGAGCAUUUGGACAAGUAUUCAAAGGAAUCCUCCGUGCUCCGAACGGUCAAGUGGUUCCUGUUGCCGUGAAACAAUUGAAAGCGAAUGCAAUCGAUGAAGAACGAGAAGAAUUUAUCAGAGAAAUCCGGAUGAUGCAGACGGUUGGACGUCACGAAAACAUUGUGGCAAUGUAUGGAUACUGUAUGUGUAACGACAUGCAAUGCAUGAUAAUGGAAUAUGUUCCGUAUGGAGAUUUGAAACAUUAUUUGCAAAAUAUGCGGAAAGAUAGAGAAACCGAAAAUUCGAUAGAUAAAAAAGAGUUUCUGUCAUUUGCUAGCCAAAUAGCAUGUGGAAUGGCUCAUUUGGAAUCAGUAGGAACCAUUCAUAGAGAUUUAGCUGCCAGAAAUAUUCUCGUUGGAACUGGAAAAGUUUUAAAAAUCUCAGAUUUCGGAAUGUCUAGACCGGGAGUUUACAUCAAAAUGAGUAAAGGAGUAAUUCCACUUCGUUGGUUGUCUCCAGAAGCAAUCAAAGAUAGUACAUAUUCAAGUAAAAGUGAUGUUUGGGCGUUCGGAGUGCUACUUUGGGAGAUUGCUACUCUCGGAGGAUUCCCAUAUAACAAUAUAGCUGACAAGGAUCUACUUGUUCAGUUAACAGAUGGAAUGCGCUUAGAGCAGCCUUCUAAAUGUUCGGAAGAAAUGUAUGUUAUGAUGAAGUCAUGCUGGAAUCUAAAACCAGAAGAACGCCCUUCAUUCCUCUCAAUUCAUGAAAAACUGGAACGAAUCGCGGCAGCAGAAUCCGAUCCUCCACCGUCGGAUCCAGCUACAACAAACAACUGCAACCAAUUUUGA
Molecule: messenger RNA, 2103 nt
Organism: Caenorhabditis briggsae
Lineage: Eukaryota; Metazoa; Nematoda; Chromadorea; Rhabditida; Rhabditidae
Exons: 13
Coding region: 1-2103 (700 amino acids)
Biological process (GO): positive regulation of kinase activity; cell surface receptor protein tyrosine kinase signaling pathway; multicellular organism development
Cellular component (GO): signaling receptor complex
Molecular function (GO): transmembrane receptor protein tyrosine kinase activity; ATP binding
Source: RefSeq, a predicted model, not a curated record